Oldenlandia corymbosa var. corymbosa is the source of this 2848-nucleotide messenger RNA. NCBI's taxonomy places the organism in Eukaryota, Viridiplantae, Streptophyta, Magnoliopsida, Gentianales, Rubiaceae. The record is from the annotation of a GenBank genome assembly.
UAGCCAUAAUAAUAAUCACUUCUCGAAAAUUUCAAAAGAAAGAAAGGUUAAUGAGUGAAAUAAAGUUUGACCGCUGUAAAAUAAUGAAAAAUUUGGGUUAGUGAGUAAUUACCCAAAUUUCAUCGAAGGUCAAUUAGUCAGUCAUUGACUCAUUCUGCUCUUUGGUCUAUACCUCGCCGGAUUCGGCAUCAUCAAAGGUAAUCCAGAAGGUAAAUUUUGUUGGGCGAAAAACGAAGGAGAUUAUCGAUGAAGGAUUAAUGGGUCUCCAUUUUGCUGUCCCGUGGCAAAGGUUGUGAAUUAUAGGUCGAGUUUGGGUUUUCAGUUUUAGUAUCAUUUGAAUUAACAUUGAAAAUCCAAACUGGACAAUAAUCUGGGGACGGAGGGGGAGUAUGAUGUUCUGGGUGAGGAUUAUUUGGACUUGAUGUCCUGAUGAGUAGCGGGCGGUUGUCGAGCAAGCUGAUGCCCAUGCCACCACCAUGUACUACUCUAUUCUUUAGAAGCGAAUGAAGCUGCUAUCAAAUUUGCUCGGGAUUUCCAGAGUUCUUCGCAUCCUGGUUAAAAAGGAGCUGCCACUGGCACUGGCGUUCUUUGCCUUCAGCAACUGCUUCCACUGUAGAACCCUGGGAGCUCUUACUUUGACAUGCAAGGAACAUUACAGAUUACCAUUCUGGUGAUAGUCAAGCAGCAGUGGAUCUUGUUUACAGUGGUAGGAUUGUUGGCCAUGUUUCUGGAGUGUACCAGGUGGUAUUUAUGGUCCCACAAAGGAAUUCUGAGAAGCAUUGCAUCCUGUGACAUGAGAAAUCAUUUGAGAACCCGAAUCGAUCUGGGUUUUCUUUCCAGAUCUUUCUGUAUCUCCCAUCAGUAGAGGUCACCAAGCAUUAAUGGCGGAACCGAGGAAAGCAGAGCUGGUAUUCAUUCCAGCUGCAGGGGUAGGCCAUUUGGUGCCAGUAGUUGAGAUUGCAAAGCUCCUCAUCACUCAAACCAAUCAUAUCUCCAUCACAAUUCUGAUCAUGACCCGACCCUCCGACACAAACAUCCUCAGCUACAAGAAAUCCUUAAGAGAAUCUUCGGAUCCUCGGAUCAAGUAUAUUGAUCUCAAACCAGAACAGAGCGAACCCAACCAACCUUUUUCCGAGUUUGUCGAUAGCCACAAGCCUCAUGCCCGGGAAGUCCUUUCUGGGAUGAUCAAUUCGGGGAUUUUUAAGCUUGGUGGCAUGGUUAUGGAUAUGUUCUGCACAAUUAUGUUUGAUGUGGCUAAUGAAUUUGGGAUUCCGUCUUAUGUGUUUUUCCCAUCUGGGGCCUCAAUGCUUGGUCUUUCGUUCCAUAUGCAAAGCUUGAGGGAUGAUCACAAUGUAGAUGUGACUGAUUUUAAGGUUUCGGACGAAAGCACUACGCUUGAUGUCCCGACUUAUAUCAAUCCUGUUCCGACCAAAGUUUUGCCAUCAAUUUUCUUGGACAAAGAAGGACGCAGCAAAAUGUUUCUGGAUCAGGUGAAGAGAUACAGGGAGGCUAAGGGGAUCAUAAUCAACACAUUCAAAGAGAUGGAAACACAUGCCAUCGAGGCUUUGAGUAAUGACAGUAAUAUUCCUCCUGUUUAUGCAAUUGGACCUUUGUUGAAUCUUAAAGGAGGGAAAGUGAAUAAGCAGCAAGAAGAAGAUGAGAGUAUUAUGAAAUGGCUGGAUGUUCAACCUGAAUCCUCCGUUGUGUUUCUCUGUUUUGGAAGUGGAGGAGCCUUUGAUGGUGAACAAGUGAACGAAAUCGCAUAUGCUCUCGAGCGUUCUGGUUACCGUUUCUUUUGGUCAUUGAGAAAACCGACUCCUUCAAACAACUUUGGUUACCCUGAGGAUUAUGAGAAUCUUGAAGAAGUAUUGCCAGAAGGAUUUUUGCAGCGCAAUUCGGAUGUUGGAAAGGUAAUUGGAUGGGCACCACAAGCUGCCAUUCUUGCACAUCCUGCAGUGGGAGGCUUUGUUUCGCAUUGUGGAUGGAAUUCUACACUUGAAAGUGUUUGGUGUGGGGUGCCGGUUGCGACUUGGCCGCUUUAUGCUGAGCAGCAGGUGAAUGCAUUUCUGUUGGUGAAGGAGUUGGAGAUGGCUGUGGAGAUUAAAAUGGAUUAUAGGAAACAUACUUGGCAAACGCUUAACUUGAAUUGCGAAGAUGUUAGCGCAGAUGUGAUUGAGAAAGGGAUUAGGGUUGUUAUGGACCCUGAUAGUGAAGUGAGAAAGAAGGUGAAGGAAAUGCAGGAAAAGAGUCAUUCUGUCCCGAAAGAGGGAGGAUCAUCUUAUUCUUCCAUGAGAUCUUUUAUUGAUGAUGUAAUGAGCAAUGUCAUAUGAGAUGAUUUUUCCAACGUUUUACCAAACAAGUUGAAAUCACUGCUGUUGAAUCUACGAAUGAGUUUCAGUCCAAUGAUUAGCCUGGAUAUAGAUAGAAAGUACAGAACAUAACAGAUGGGUAAAGACUUCAAUGAUGAGUCAUGUAGCAAAGGCUCCAAAUCAGUCACUUCCUUCAAGAAGCUUGAUCCUUCCCUGAUGCAAACUGAUGCAGUAUUAUACCUACUUCUGAAGCUCAGAUGUAAUUCUCCUAUCGGGGCUCAAGCUGCUAAUAAUUAAUUUUUUCUAUAAGAUUUGAUCUGAUUUCUUCUACAACAAAUCUUCAAUCUCAACUUUGUUAAACCGAAAUAACACCCGAAAUUUAUGCUUGUUUUGUGAAAUAACAAGAUCAUUGAAAUCAGUGUUCCGUGCUUUUUUAGCAUCUUCUAAGGAAAUUGCACAAUAAGCAGAUGAGGUCCAUGGGAAAUACAUUCGCCUGCGACAUGAAUUUGUAAAGAAGAAGCUUUUGACUUUGUCCAUGA